Molecule: messenger RNA, 5751 nt
Organism: Pocillopora meandrina
Lineage: Eukaryota; Metazoa; Cnidaria; Anthozoa; Scleractinia; Pocilloporidae
Source: the annotation of a GenBank genome assembly
AUGAAAGAUUUCGCGCCAAAAUCAAUUAGGAAGUUCACUUUGGAGGAAAGCGGCGGCAUGACAUCGACAGCGGUAGAGCAGGCAAAUUUAGGCCAGUAUUUCACUCAAAGAAAAGGCCUGGAAGAUGUCCACCCUGCAAAGCGAAGAAAAGUAGAUAUGAGUGGAGUUGAGGGCGAAGUUGCGGUCAGACGCAGUGAAAGAUCAAAGAAACAAGCGGCGUCCUUUCAGAGCAAGAUCAGUACACGAUCAUCCAAAGCUUCUAAGAGAAAUGCGAAGGUAAUCCUGAAGGAGAAGAGUGUACAGACUCCAGCCAAAGAGAGGAGCGAUUCUACCUCUUUGUUCGAUGAUCACGCUUUUGCAGAAGCUUUGAUCGGGAAACUGACCUAUGCGCAGAGAAAGCGCAAGAUGGUGGCGUCCUCGAGACAAAGAGACGACGCCAUUACGAGCGCUCCCAAAGAAAAUAGCUCGGAAGAAGGUUUGCAGGGGCAAAUAAGCGAGAGCGACAAUGAAUCUAGGCCAAAGAUUAGGCGAAGAAUUGCGAAAUAUUCUAAAACAACAGAGCGGUCAAUAAAUGGUGAGAAAUCCACUGAUCUCGACGCUGCGGAGUUAGUCAAUUGCAAUCCUUCUCAAUCGAAGGAAGAAUCGUCCAGUGACGGGAAGUCGUUUGGAAUGGACGCUCCUGAGAAGAAGGAAACAAUGGUAUCUCCUUCGAAAACGCCUCCAGCUGUGAGAAAAGUCGGUAGCGGUCUUAAAGCGGAUCCCUGGAUCGCAGAACAGGCCAAAAUGGUCCAUAGCCGUGGAAGAGCAGCGGUAAAUUUAAGCCAGAGAAGAAGAGGCAAGGAAGAUGUCAAGCAGCAGGCUGGUGCGACUGAGAAAAGUUGUUCAGGUGAAUAUUGGGUGGUAAAAUAACCUGCUUUAGUCAUUCAAGCAAGCCAGAUUCGUGUUUCGAUAUCUUGAGAGGAAGGGAGAAACCACCCCAAAAUGCAGAACUUCACAAACAAACUUUGUUUCAUAUGUAACUUUGCCUACAUAGGCUUCCCUUGCCGUUGUAAGUCUCUGGAGUUGAUUAACAUAGCUAUCAGAAGCUAAGGAAAAAACAUGACACCAAAGUGUCAUGUUGUUUUGUCUGUUUGUUUGGUUUUUUUUUUUUUUUUGGGGGGGGGGGGAGGAAAGAUGGGGUAAAAUUCAGUUCACAGGUGGAAUAAACUUUUUUAAAUAUAUAUUUACUUUUCUUUCAGUGGAAAACUCCAAAAUCACAAUGAAGAAGGCUCAAGAGGAUCUAGCCAAGGCAAGAAAACUGAUUAGGAGCAUGAGAUCAUUGGAGAAAAGUGUUCCCAAAUCAUCACUGUCUUGUACUGAAGAUAAAGGAUUAAGGCUUCAUCAGAUGGCUAAAAAGAAUAAUGAGACAGAAAAAUCACAUUGGUAUGUGAAAAUGUUAUGUUAAGCCAUGAAAAUUUGGUAGUGAUAAUGAUAAAAAGGGCAAAUCUAUCAAUAGUUAUGGUUUUUUCAACAAGGUAAGACCUUUCUUGAACCAAUCAACAUGUGAAAGGGACCACAGACUUUGGCCAUGAUUCUGCAGUCUAUCCUUUAUCACCAAUUGUCUGAGGAGAGAGUCUAAUGUAUCAUUGCUCAAGUGGCCAAAUGCCUGCUCUGUCUGGCUAAUUGGGUCCUCAGAAUUUCUUAUUGAGAAAAUGGAUUCACUUUUAAGGGAUAUUUUUUUUUUGGACCUUAAUACUUCUUCUGCAUGCAGUAGAGUAGUGCUGUAUGACCAAGCUUUGGCCACUAGAUCACCUGAUCUGUAUGACCACAAUUUAAUUUUCUUGUUGCUACUCUUGGAUGGUCCCUUUUUUUAGGGAGGGGGCCUCACCUGAGGGCAGCCUAAAUUUGUUCCUUUUAUUUCUUACAGACACGGCUGUAUUAUGGAAUGUCAACUAUGUUUCUGUUUUCAUUGGAUCAAUUUUUUUAAUAAUUAUUAAUUUAUAGUUUGAAAGAUGCUCCAGCCUAUCAAAGAUUUCAUGCCUUGGCUCAGCCUACUCCAUCAGAGGCUUCCUCUACAACUCUACCCCUCCCCUAUAAGUACAAGGUGCUGGCUGAGAUGUUCCGCUGUACUGACACCAUCCUGAAUUUGCUGGGGCAGCGAAAGGAGAAGUGUACAUUUACUAAACUCCGGGAUGCAGUGCAGCAGAUGUCAAGAAAGUAAGAACCUUGGUGGUCAGUUCAUCAUGCAAUAAGCUUUAAAGUAAGCCUGAAAUAAAAAAUAUUUGCUGAUGUUGCUGCUUAAUUUGGAUUUUUCGCAGGCGAUUUGAGAAGAAGCAUCUGGCACAAAUGAAAACAGUUUAUCCAGGAGCCCUUGAAUUCCAUCAAGACAAAUGUCUGGGCAAGUCUUCAUCAUUUGAGUUGAUUAUUGAGUUUGGAAAAACUGAGGAAGCACUCAGCAAACUUACACUGACAGCCACUGAGCUGUUGGUAAGAAGGGAUACCUUCCAGAAGAAUCUGCUACAGACAACUAAGAGGCAUCAUCAGGUAUUUUUAUGCGAGCAUUUGUCUGGAAAUUUUAUCUUACACAACAAUGGAGUUUGUUACUAGUCUGUAGUUGUCUUCUAAUGUUUCGAAAGAAAUUGUGGUGCUACAUUGGUGGGAAAGUAUAAAGGGGUAUUAAAUUUGGUAUUAUCAACUAAGUUUACAAUACCGAGUCCAAUCACUCUGAUGAAGGGCUAACACUCCAAAUGUCAGCUUUUAAUCUCUUUUACGGUGGCCAAUUUACAUUAUCAACUUAGUUGAUAAUACUAAAUUACCCCUGUUAUACAGUAGUCUUCUUAGGUUGUUAAGUGUCUGGUGAUGUAAGCUAUAUAUCAGUCCAAAGACCACAAAGAAGAAUGUCUUUCUCUAGAAACAAAUUAACUGUGUUUUUACUCACAUGCAGACAGUACUUUUUGAGGAAAACUGUUGUAUAGGUUACCUAGUUAGUUGUAUAGUACUUCAUAGUGUGUGUUAUUAUCCAAGAACCCAUAAUGUCGGUGGUUUCAGUAACUUUUUUGACAAACAGUUAUCAUUGGUGUGAUAGGCAGCUGUGCCAAACACAAAAGCCUGCUUGCAGGCUAAACAGGUAAUUCAGAGAGGUAUUACAGACAGUGAUAGACUGGUAACCAGGUUGUCAUUGAAAUGGCUGUAAUGUACACAAAUCUUUUUUUCCAUUUUCAUUUUGAUGUUGUGGUCAACCAACAAUAUUGUCAACUUUUGAAUGACUGAUUAUAUGAACAUUAUAUAUAAUGUAUUUGAACUGUGGUUAAAACACAUUAUAUUCCUAUAUACACAGUUAUUCAUUUAUUACCUCACAAGUUUAAUACAAACCAACAAAAUGACCAGCACAUUGUUAGCCUGUCAGCUCAGUUGGUACAGAGCACUGCACCAGUAUUGCAGUGGUCAUGGGUUCAACUCCCAUACAGGCCUGAAUUUUUUUGAGGCCUUACAUUCACUUCUGUUUAAUUAGUGUUCAUUACUGAAAAGAUCACUGUCAUCUUCAUUGUUAACUUUGUUACAAACAUUCUUUGUUUAAAGGAUUUCCUCUCCAACCUCAGCCCAUCUUUGUCAGUUGAUGAUAACAAAAUCAUGCGCUGGCAUCCAAAGUUUCACCUUGAUGAAGUGCCAGAUGUAGAGGAAGGCAAGCUCCCUCAGCCUCCAGUGGUAAAGACCUACAGUAGCGCCAAUGACGUCUUGGAAAAAGCACGUGACAUGAUAGCACCAAGGGUAUGUCAUAACAUUACAGUUUUUGUCUUUUUGACAACCAUUCAGCUUCUAAAGAAUUAAUUAUUUGACAUGACAUCUAGGAAUGACUGGCAUCUUAUUUCUCCCUACAAUAUCACCCCUGAAUCAAACAUGAAGGUCAUGAGAAUAAAGGAAAUGAUCUUCAAAUAAAGAAGCUUUUGUUUGUUAAAGGAAUUGUCCCUGUCAGCACCUUAGGAAAUGUAGCAAGAACAAUACAAAAUAAAAUGUGCAUACUGAUACUUGUAUUAGGGUGUAAGGGUUACAGUAAGUAGAAGAGAAAUGUUGUUUAAUUGGCUUGGUAGGACCAGUGCUUUCCUUCAGGCCAUCUUUCUAUCUCUGUAUGUAGGCCAUGUGCAGUCAUGUGCAGUGGUUGUAAAAAGGUCAGAAAAAGUUAUGCAUCCCCAAGAGAUGUUAGGCAGUGUAUAGCUUAACCCUUUAACUCCCAUGAGUGACAAAGGCAAAAUUUUUCCCACAAUAUCAAGCAUAGAAGUGAUGAGAAUAAAGUAAACUAUCAAUUAGGGGAUUAUUAGUUCAUCCAAUACCAAAUUCCCCAAAUUGACUUCUUAAGAAUUAUAUGGCAGACAGUAAGGAGAAUUACUAAUGAGAUCUUGGGAGUUAAAGGGUUAAGUUUUCUUUCCUGUAGGUUGAGAAAGCACUAAAGGCAGUUGCUUUGAAAGAACAAGAGGGAGAGGAGUUGACAUCAGCAAACAAGAACAAAAACUUACCAGAAAAGAAAGAGGUGACAAAGUCUACAGAAGAGAUGCAAAGCAAAAAUAAUUUAAAGAAUAAAGCUGCCUUGAAGGGAAUCUCACAAGAUCUACUGAACAAGGUAUUGCAUGUUAAGUAAGAUUGAUAUUAAUAAGUGCACUCAAAAUGAAAUCCUAAAAUGAAAGCCUCCUAAUAAUAGAGGGAAAAUGUCCAUCCCUACAUCAUAUACAAACAGGUAUGUUAACAACUGAAAACUAAAUGUAAAUCAACCUUUCUUGUUGUUCAAGAUCAGUGGUAAGUGGCCCUGUCAAACUGUCAUACCAAUAAGAACAUUGAAACAUCUUAACUGUAAAUGAAUUUUAAUAAUAUUUAUAGUAUUUUUUAGUCCCUACUAGUGAAUGAGCUCGUACUUGAUCAAUUUUUUUUAUUUGAUUUGAAUCCUGGUUUCUGUGUUUUAUCUUUUGUUUUGAUAUCUUAUUCAAAGAUUAGGCAGAAAGAGGCAAAGAAAAUAGAAGAAAGCCUGAUGCGAGAUCCCUUAGUUGACAAGAAGCUUGCCAUGAAGGAACGUCUUCCUGAACUAUGCAGAAUACUCAAAGCGUAUCCUUGCUUUUUAAUCAGAGAAGUGACAUUUUUUUUCAAACAACAGCUACUUUUUUCCUCUGGAAAAGUAGGGCAUUAAUGACUUUUUGACCAGAGUUGGCUCACAGAAAUCACCCUUGAUCCUAGGGUUGCUAGCCCAACUAUUGUUUGGGGGAAUCUGUGUAUCACUUUCUAAGGCUUUGUUAUCAUUGUUGUUUAGUUUUGCCUUAUGCAAACAAACAAUUAAAUAUACCCUUAACUAUUAUUAGUUACUUCUCUGCUGAGCGCAAGGCUGCUAUACCCCUGGAGGAUGCAACAGUGAAACUGUCAGACAGCUACAAGACAUCUCUGUCUUCAGGUAUUCUGAGAACUGCAUCAUUUAAUAAAAUUUUUUUUUAUUUUCUGGAUUUGAUUGAAAGAUCUGAUGAAGUCAAGGAUAUGUGGCCCUGAAUAGGGCAUUUGUUAGUGAUAGUGAUUUAAACCAUUUCUUUAGUAUUACAGUAGUCUAGAUUUGUUCUUGACAAGCUCUCUGUCAUUUUCCAUGUAGUCCAAGUUGAAGAACACAUCAGAUUCAUGUCUCAGCUUGUACCAGAAUGGAUCUCACUUCUCACAGUUAGGAAAUGUGCCUAUAUCAAGAUCAACAAGACUGCUGAUGUGAACAAUGUGAUAAACAAAAUCAUUACAAAAGAAAUUCAGUAA